AUGUCUACAAUUCUCAGGACAUUAACCAAAGAUCGGUCCAAGGCCAAGAGCGCAAUCAGAAGGAGAGGCCUCUAUUCUAAAUACAGAGGUGUUCAAGCACGAGCUAUCAUGACUCCAAACCACUCCCCACGCUUCAAACGUUGGCUGUUUACAUUCAUGUCGUUCGAGACAGCCCUCCUCCUCUCCCCCACAACCCACUAA
Botrytis deweyae is the source of this 201-nucleotide messenger RNA. RefSeq lists its product as uncharacterized. NCBI's taxonomy places the organism in Eukaryota, Fungi, Ascomycota, Leotiomycetes, Helotiales, Sclerotiniaceae. The record is from RefSeq and is a predicted model, not a curated record. The transcript has a single exon. The coding region runs from base 1 to 201 and encodes 66 amino acids.